Messenger RNA from Sus scrofa (pig), 3202 nucleotides. RefSeq names its product peroxisomal biogenesis factor 12 (gene PEX12). Gene Ontology annotation, biological process: protein import into peroxisome matrix; protein monoubiquitination. NCBI's taxonomy places the organism in Eukaryota, Metazoa, Chordata, Mammalia, Artiodactyla, Suidae. Gene Ontology annotation, cellular component: peroxisomal importomer complex; peroxisomal membrane. The record is from RefSeq and is a predicted model, not a curated record. Gene Ontology annotation, molecular function: zinc ion binding; ubiquitin-protein transferase activity; protein binding.
ACAAAACAAAACAAAUCACCUUCUAUUUCUGGUUAUUUGGGGGGGGGGAGGGGGCGUUGGAGAGAGAAGGAGAUGAACUCUAACUUCAUAUAAAUUAAACCUGCAGCAGCAACUCAACCAAGGCAAUUGCAUACGAUGUAAAAGUACGUUGCAAAUCCUAAGGUUAAUUACAUUCCUUCUGGUAUACAAACAACGAAAACUAUCUUCUCUGUCAAGCCUCCCCAGUUCACGCUAGUUAGAAUUCAUCUGAUUCGUACCCAAUAUUCAUAUCGCUAAGGUAACACAGUCGACUGUGUACGAGCGUAGGAACCAGUUUGAACUAGCGUACCAAGUGCUUACAGUUAUGCUUGAAAGAACCUAAUCUAGAAGACUCGUCCCAACUUGUGAGUAACAAAAGAUCUCUUCUCAUCCUAAUCAUUUUUUUUUCUUUAAAUAGCAAUUGGCGACCAUAAAGCUAAGGCUUCUAUCUCCAAUUAUGUCGCUUCAAAUCCUCCCCUAAGGCAGCAGAAAACGGUGAACCACCACCCUCGCCACGAGUACAGCGAGAGCCUUCCAUCUUCACAUUCCCUUGCGUCCCUCGACUCCUAAACUCGAUCGCCCCAGGUAACAAACGCCUCUGUGGGCUGAGUUCUGGCUCCAGCCGCCAAACGUUGGUGCGGCGCCCUCAACACCCUGCUAAAAAGACUCUGCAGAGAGAGAUCGGAACCGUAACUUUCCCAUGAGGCGGCAAAACAAAAACAACUAGGAAAAGUAAAACCAACCAGCGGAGAACGGCUCUGCAAGCAAAACCCCUAGCGCCUUCUUUACUUUCAGCAGGAGGCGGAAGCGGAAGUCCCAGUGAGGCCAUAGAGAUCUCUAGUUCCGGUCUCGCGGUCGCAUUCCGGGCUAGAGCGCCUCGCCUCGCCUCCGCCAGCCUUCUCCAAGCCCCGUGGUCUAUUUCCGGUUGCGGCUUCUGUCAUAAAGCGGAGACCUGCUUUCAAACGCUGUGUCGCGGGUCUCUGGCGCUUCGCAGGAGUCAGCGCGCUAGGACGGGAACAGGCGGGGGGGCUGCACUGCUCACAACUGAGCCUGACCGAGCGGACCCUCAGAGCCGCCUGGCUUUUGGAGCCUUUAAGAUUGAAGUCUAUGAUUGACAGCUUCCAGGACUGCGGCUCGAGAGUUCAGCGCUCCUUCGCCCGUACCUGUCCCCCUCUGUCACACGCUCUACCCUGUGAGGUGCAGCAUUAAUCAAGUCACCCCCUCCCACUCGCCACUGCCACCCGCGUCUGCGUCAACUUGGUUCUUAACCUCCUUCACCCAAGAACCCCUCCCCUCUGCCUCCGGAAAAGGUCUUUUUUUGCCUAGUUCUUGUAAAAUUAAGGGGGUAUCCUGCAGAAAGUUAUCUUCAAAACUGACACCAUCUGAUACUCCCCAAAAGUUCAUGCUUGCUAGGGAGUUUGUGUGCAAAGCAAAACCCAGUGCACACAGGAAACUAUGGCUGAACAUGGGGCUCACAUCACAACUGCUUCUGUAGUGGAUGACCAGCCAUCCAUCUUUGAAGUGGUAGCCCAGGAAAGUUUAAUGACAGCAGUGAGACCUGCUCUUCAGCAUGUGGUCAAGGUUCUUGCAGAAUCAAAUCCUGCCCACUAUGGCUUCUUUUGGAGAUGGUUUGAUGAAAUUUUUACCGUGCUGGAUCUUUUGCUCCAGCAGCAUUAUCUGUCUAAAACCAGUGCCUCGUUUUCUGAAAACUUUUAUGGCUUAAAGAGGAUUGUAAUGGGAGACACACAGAAGCUUCAGAGAUUGGCCAGUGCUGGUCUCCCAAAGAGGCAGCUCUGGAAGUCAAUUAUGUUCCUGGUUCUUCUUCCCUAUCUGAAAGUGAAGCUGGAGAAGCUAGUUUCCAGCCUGAGAGAAGAGGAUGAAUAUUCCAUCCAUCCCCCUUCUUCCCGCUGGAAGCAAUUUUACAGAGCCUUCCUGGCAGCCUACCCAUUUGUUAACAUGGCCUGGGAAGGCUGGUUUCUAGUACAACAGCUUCAGUACAUCCUAGGAAAGGCUCAGCAUCACUCACCACUGCUGAGUCUGGCUGGAGUUCGCCUUGGGAGGCUUACAGUUCAUGAUAUACAAGCUCUGGAGCACAAACCAGCUGAAGCCAGCAUGAUGCAGCAACCUGCUGGGAGCAUUGGUGAGAAGAUAAAGUCUGCUCUGAAGAAAGCUGUGGGGGGUGUUGCCUUGUCCCUCUCUACUGGCCUUUCUGUGGGUGUGUUCUUCCUGCAGUUCCUUGAGUGGUGGUAUUCAUCUGAAAAUCAAGAAACCAUCAAGUCAUUGACUGCCCUGCCUACCCCACCACCACCUGUACACCUAGACUACAAUUCUGAUUCUCCCCUGUUACCCAAAAUGAAGACUGUGUGCCCACUAUGUCGUAAAAACCGGGUGAACGACACUGUUCUCGCCACCUCUGGUUAUGUGUUUUGUUAUCGCUGUGUGUUUAAUUACGUGAGGAGUCACCAGGCUUGUCCCAUCACAGGUUAUCCAACAGAAGUCCAACAUCUAAUUAAACUGUACUCCCCUGAGAACUGAAAGGGGUUAGCACCUUAUCUCACAACAAAAUGAUUGUGCUGUUAAGGCCACAGGGCUGGUCUUCCACAUGGUAAAUAGCAUUGUUUGAUACUUCUCAUUCUCAGUAAUUCUAUGAACUUUAAGUAAUGACAUGGAUUUCUUUAAAAGGAUAUACUCGAUCUUAAUCUUUUAGCUUGCUCUCUAGACAUCCCGAGAGUUGACCGAGCUGGCUGGAGUGAGAGAAACAAGAUUGGCAGGGGAUGUGACGGUCAGCAUGGAGGAAGUAAAUAAAAGGAUACUUGGCACAGAAGCUUUGCCUGUCCCCUUCCUUAAAGAACAAGGGGUACAGAAGCUCUCAGGAAAACCUCCCCCAAAAAAGUGGGUGGUGAAGGGGAAGCAGGCCUUUUUAGAAAAGAAAGCAUGGGGAGUUCCCGUCGUGGCGCAGUGGUUAACAAAUCCGACUAGGAACCAUGAGGGGGCAGGUUCGGUCCCUGCCCUUGCUCAGUGGGUUAACGAUCCGGCGUUGCCGUGAGCUGUGGUGUAGGUUGCAGACGCGGCUCAGAUCCUGCGUUGCUGUGGCUCUGGCAUAGGCUGGCAGCUACAGCUCCGAUUCGACCCCUAGCCUGGGAACCUCCAUAUGCCGCAGGGGCGGCCCUAGAAAUGGCAAAAA